GUUCUGUAUAUAAAGCCUCUCUGGGAAGGAUCUUCACAAAAACUGUUACAAGCUCUUCCCCAGUUUGUUAAUUUGAGGCUUAAAAAAGAAAAAUGGGAAAAGUUCAUGAGGGGAACAGCGAUGCCGAAGGCAAGAAAACCGAGUUUAGUUUAGUGCGGGUCAAAAGUACAUGGAAGAGUAAACUAGGGAAGAAGAUCAAUAAGGACGCAGUUGACUAUGUCUCAACCGCAAAAAUCUAUGAAAGCAUCACAGACAGAGGCACCUCUUGGACCGUGGUCAGCCCCAUCACCUUUACUUACAAGGUCACAGAAACUCAUGACUUACUGGACCCAAACAACGACACUCUCUUGUUGGGCCACAUCACUGACCCACAACAGUUAGAGGACAUUAAAAAAUCAAAUAAGCCCAUCAGGCGUUUUGUGGUCAUUGACCAAGAAGUCUUUAAAAUCUAUGGCCCCAAGCUAACUGAAUACCUUGAGGCUCACAAUGUAGUGUACAAGAUUUUGGCUCUUCCAACCACAGAAGGAAACAAAUCCAUGGAAACAGCUCUGAAGAUUCUAGAUGAUGUCAAUAACUUUGCUCUCGACCGCCGAACAGAGCCCAUCAUUGCCAUUGGUGGAGGGGUUUGUCUAGACAUAGUGGGCUUGGCAGCUUCACUGUACCGGAGGCGCACUCCUUACAUUAGGGUCCCCACCACACUUCUGUCCUACAUUGAUGCCAGCGUAGGGGCAAAAACUGGGGUAAACUUCGCUAACUGCAAGAACAAACUUGGGGCUUAUAUUCCACCUGCAGCUGCAUUGCUUGAUCUAUCGUUUAUGCAAACUGUUCCACGAAGACACAUCUCCAAUGGGCUAGCAGAGAUGCUAAAGAUGGCUUUGAUGAAACAUCAGGGACUCUUCGAGCUUCUUGAGGAACAUGGCUGUAUGCUGUUGGACACUAAAUUCCAGGCUGACAACACUUUAUAUGGGCACAGUAGUGUUAAGGUUGCGUCACAGGCAACCCAUAUAGCAAUCACAACAAUGCUAGAGGAGCUAGCUCCAAACCUUUGGGAAGACGACCUAAACAGACUUGUGGAUUUUGGCCACCUUAUUAGUCCAGCAUUAGAAAUGAAAGUUCUUCCAUCCUUACUGCAUGGUGAAGCAGUAAACAUUGACAUGUCUUAUAUGGUUUACUUGUCUCAUGAGUGCGGCCUAUUGAUGGAAGAAGAAAAGCAAAGGAUCAUAAGCUGCAUGGUUGGUCUGGAGCUUCCUGUCUGGCACGAGAAGUUCACCAUGGAGCUAAUCCAGAAGUCUCUGCAGGACAGGCUGAAGCAUUCUGGUGGUUUGGUCAGAAUGCCACUUCCUGUUGGUUUGGGACAAGCAGAAAUUUUUAACAACACAUCAUUUGACAUCCUGCACAGAGCUUACAUCAAGUGGUGUGAGGAGCUGAGUUUCUCUUCUGACUGCACCUGUGAUGUUUGAUUCCCACAUCCAACAUCGUGUCUCAGUCCAGUUUUUAAACAAAUAAGUGUUAGGUAUUAGGUACUCUGGUGCACCAUGGUUCACAUGCAUGGGGGACAUUGUUGUAUUUACAGGCUAAAAUGGAACAUAGUGUUUUCAUAUUACAGAGAGCAACUUUAUUUACACUGGCAGGAGUGGUCUGCAUUAUUAAUGCCAUAAUUUUUGUUUAAAUAGUAAAUAAAACGGCUCAUAGGUUUGGUAAAUGGAUUAAAAUUAAUUAAUUUGCUUUCCAUUUGUUUUUGUAACGAUCACGUAAGUGCCAAUAACGCUUGCUCAUUUUCUGCUUAUUCCUGAUGUCAAAUACACUUACCAACAAUACUAAAUACUUUUUUUUUUUUUUUUUUUUUUACAAAUAAUGUAUGUUUAUUUACUAUGAAUUGAAUGUUUUGAAAAUUGUUUUCCCUUUUAAUGAACAUUAACACUGUGUGACAAACUGAUGAAAGUUUGUGGCAAGAGCUUAAAGGGGACACUUAAAGACACAGUUCAGCCCAGCUCUGGAAUGCCAAAACAUUGAGGUGGCCUGGAUGCAGCCAAAUCCUGGAUGAGUGCAGCUGCUGUGAGCAUUUGGGAGAGGCUGUGGCACACUACCAGGUUGUUGACAUGUGCUACCAGAGUCAAAAGGUCAAACAAAAAAUUUACUUUUCUGUGCUUUACAUCAUGUUGAGUUUGAGAAAUCUUUUAAUUUCCCAUUGCAACCAUUCAGCUGUACAAAAUACCAGGGUGGACCCUAGCACCAAAAAACAUUGCUAAAGGAUUAGAGGAGUGAUGUUAUGAGGACUUCCUGAAGGUGGAGUUUCAGAAAGCAGUUUCUCAAAGAGACAGAGACCCAAUUUUAAGACAUUAAAAAUACAAAAACAUAUGUUAAUAUUUGAUAUAUACAGCAUUUUAACAAAUGCUUGUGAUAUAAAAUGCCACUACGUGCCUAGAAAGUACAUAAUAUUUUCCCUUUAAAUAAAUCUACUUGGCACCAAAAGUAAGGAAGCAUUGUAAAAUUGCAUCUUUCAAAUAUGGCCUCAAAAAUCUAGCUUGAACUCUUAACCCACAACUGUUCUUUCCAAAUAUGGCAUCAGACUUUUCAGCAGUAUAAGACUGCUGAAAAUGAAUCAUUGUUACAAAGAAAUUAUCAACCAAA
This is a messenger RNA of Xiphophorus hellerii (green swordtail), 2631 nucleotides long. It is a transcript of the gene eevs, whose product is annotated as 2-epi-5-epi-valiolone synthase. Gene Ontology annotation, molecular function: 3-dehydroquinate synthase activity. The transcript is spliced from 5 exons. Lineage: Eukaryota; Metazoa; Chordata; Actinopteri; Cyprinodontiformes; Poeciliidae. The record is from RefSeq and is a predicted model, not a curated record. Bases 93 to 1460 code for a protein of 455 amino acids. Gene Ontology annotation, biological process: antibiotic biosynthetic process.